CAUUCAAACAACCAAAAGAUCAACUGCUUGUUAUUAACUGAUUCCUUCGUCUUUGAUCCAAAUCAGAAACUACCCCAAACUCAUGCCCCAACUUCUUAUCGUUCUUGAACCAAAUUUCCUGUAAAAAAAAAAUGACAUUAAAUUCUAUAAAAGUGGAAGAUUCGUCAUGCAAUGCAACAGAAACUGAGGCGGCGACGUCGUCGUCAAUGCAAUCCUCAGGUGUACAUAAGGUUUGUUUGCCACCGUACAGAACCACUUUUCAGAAACUCCGGCAACGGUUGUCGGAGAUUUUCUUUCCCGACGAUCCACUUCAUAAGUUCAAGAACCAAACGGGGUUGAGGAAAUUUGUUUUGGGUCUUCAGUUUUUCUUCCCUGUUUUUGAAUGGGGUCCUCUGUACAGUUUCAAACUUUUAAGGUCUGAUGUAAUCUCUGGCCUCACCAUUGCUAGCCUUGCUAUCCCUCAAGGAAUUAGUUAUGCUAAACUUGCUAAUUUGCCUCCCAUUAUUGGGUUAUAUUCAAGCUUUGUGCCACCAUUAAUCUAUUCAAUUUUGGGAAGUUCAAGACAUUUAGCAGUUGGUCCAGUAUCUAUAGCCUCACUAGUGAUGGGAACAAUGUUAAGCCAAGCAGUUUCAUACAGCCAAGAGCCAAUUCUAUACCUUCAACUUGCUUUCACAGCAACACUUUUUGCUGGAUUGUUGCAAGCUUCAUUGGGAUUUUUCAGGUUAGGAUUCAUCAUUGAUUUUCUCUCGAAGGCGACUCUACUAGGGUUCAUGGCUGGUGCAGCGGUCAUUGUCUCUUUGCAACAACUGAAAGGAUUGCUGGGGAUAUCUCACUUCACAAACCAGAUGCAAAUAGUUCCUGUUUUGUCUUCUGUUUUCACUCACAAAGAUGAGUGGUCUUGGCAAACCAUUGUUAUGGGUGUUAGUUUUCUCAUCUUCUUGCUGGCGACAAGGCAAAUCAGUACUAGGAAACCGAAACUUUUCUGGAUUUCAGCAGCAGCUCCGUUAGUAUCCGUUAUUCUCUCAACUAUCAUAGUUUUCCUACUUAAAUCCAAGACUAUUCAGACUAUUGGACACCUACCAAAGGGGAUAAAUCCACCAUCACUGAACAUGUUACAUUUUAGUGGCCCUCAUCUCGCUCUUGCUAUCAAAACUGGCAUUAUAACUGGAGUCUUAUCGCUCACAGAAGGGAUAGCGGUAGGAAGGACAUUUGCUGCUAUGCAAAAUUACCAAGUUGAUGGUAACAAAGAAAUGAUAGCUAUCGGACUUAUGAACAUGGCUGGCUCUUGUGCUUCCUGCUUUGUCACUACAGGAUCAUUUUCUCGAUCUGCUGUAAAUUACAAUGCUGGAGCAAAAACUGUCGUUUCAAAUAUAAUAAUGGCGGCAACUGUGCUUAUCACCCUGCUGUUUCUGAUGCCGCUGUUCCAUUACACCCCUAACCUCAUCUUGGCAGCUAUUAUCAUAACAGCAGUGAUCGGCCUAAUUGAUUAUCAAGCUGCAUUCCGUUUAUGGAAAGUUGACAAACUAGAUUUUGUGGCUUGCUUGUCUUCCUUUUUUGGUGUCCUUUUCAUCUCAGUGCCUCUUGGCCUAGCAAUUGCAGUUGGUGUUUCAGUUUUCAAGAUCCUAUUGCAUGUUACAAGGCCAAAUACUAAUGUCUUGGGCUACAUUCCUGGUACUCAAUCAUUUCAAAGCCUAAGCAGAUAUAGCGCAGCUGUUAGGAUUCCUUCUUUCCUUAUUAUAGCUGUUGAGGCUCCUUUCUAUUUUGCAAAUUCUACCUACCUACAAGAAAGGACAUUGAGAUGGAUUCGGGAAGAGGAAGAGAGGAUAGAAGUCAAAAAAGAAACUGCAAUCAAAUGUGUAAUUCUUGACAUGACAGCUGUGACAGCUAUAGACACUAGUGGCAUUGAUACAAUAUGUGAACUCAGAAGGAUACUUGAGAAAAGAUCACUUAAGCUCGUGCUGGCAAAUCCGGUUGGAAACGUUAUGGAAAAGCUGCAUAACUCGCAUGCUCUUGAGGCCUUUGGAUUAGACGGAUUAUAUCUAACAGUUUCUGAAGCUGUGGCGGAUAUUUCAUCUUCUUGGAAGGCUGAAGCUUGAAUUACUAAUACUAUACAUAAGAUUUGGUGGGAGAAUUAAAUACUCUGAACUUGCUUUAUUGGGCUAAGCUCUUCUAAGAAGAGAUUUUGAUGUAUAAUAUUUAUCUUGAUCUAGAAUGAAGAGAAAUCAUUUGCUUGAAUCAAAGUUGGAUUAUCGUUGUUUGUACAGUAUCUAGAAAGAAAUGAAAUUGUAAAUUUCCUCUCUU
Molecule: messenger RNA, 2301 nt
Organism: Nicotiana attenuata
Lineage: Eukaryota; Viridiplantae; Streptophyta; Magnoliopsida; Solanales; Solanaceae
Product: probable sulfate transporter 3.4
Exons: 12
Coding region: 132-2096 (654 amino acids)
Biological process (GO): transmembrane transport
Cellular component (GO): membrane
Molecular function (GO): secondary active sulfate transmembrane transporter activity
Source: RefSeq, a predicted model, not a curated record